CCGCCUCCUCUUCCCCACUUCCUGCCCAGCUUUAAACUCGGGAUCUGCGGUGCGGCGCGGACUUUGUAAACACGCCGUGCAGGGGUGGAGACUGGCUGUGUUUGAGCGCCUGGGGGAGGGGUGAACUCCCCUCCCUGGGGCCGGUGGUUGCGACCACCCCCCACUCCCCAAAGACAGAAGCCAGGAGCGGCUGGAGAGAGCGUCUGCGGCCACAGUCGGUGCUCGGGUGCUCCGGAGGGGCUCACCUGCCAAGGAGGAAAAAACAAGAGGAGAUCCUAUUCCUUUGAGGUGGAAGCGACUGGUGAAGUUCCCAGGCAGAUUGGCUAGCCUCCAAGGAACUUCUUUGUCCUGGCCCUGCAUUGAGUUCACCUGCCUCUCAGCAGCCAACCCUUGGCCCUGGAGGUCCAGGGUGACCCAGCUCUGGACAUGGCAUUCCCAGCCAGGGGCAAAGCAGAAGUAUCUUUCAUAAAGGUGUGUGAGGAGCAGCGCUGUGAGGAGGAAGUCUUCCCCCUGGCCAUGAACUACCUGGAUCGCUACCUGUCCUGCGUCCCCACCCGAAAGGCGCAGUUGCAGCUCCUGGGUACAGUCUGCAUGCUGCUGGCCUCCAAGCUGCGGGAGACCACGCCCCUGACCAUCGAAAAACUGUGCAUCUACACUGAUCACGCUGUCUCUCCUCCCCAGUUGCGGGAAUGGGAGGUGCUGGUCCUAGGGAAGCUCAAGUGGGACCUGGCUGCUGUGAUUGCACAUGAUUUCCUGGCCCUGAUUCUGCACCGGCUCUCUCUACCCAGUGACCGACAGGCCUUGGUCAGAAAGCAUGCCCAGACCUUUUUGGCCCUCUGUGCUACAGAUUACACCUUUGCCAUGUACCCACCGUCCAUGAUCGCAACGGGCAGCAUCGGGGCUGCAGUGCAAGGCCUGGGUGCCUGCUCCACAUCUGGGGACGAGCUCACAGAGUUGCUGGCAGGGAUCACAGGCACUGAAGUGGACUGCCUGAGGGCCUGUCAGGAGCAGAUUGAAGCUGCGCUCAGGGAGAGCCUCAGGGAAGCAGCCCAGACCACCCCAAGCCCAGCACCCAAAGCCCCCCGAGGCACCAGCAGCCAAGGGCCCAGCCAGACCAGCACUCCCACAGAUGUCACGGCCAUCCACCUGUAGCCUCGGAGAGGCCCCCUCCAGUGGCCACUAAGCAGAGGAGGGGCCGCUGCCCCCUCUUCCCUGCCUCCAGGAACAUACCACAUCACAUCCGAAGCCUGAAGGGGCUCCUGUUCCCCCUACCCGACAGUGUGCAGUAAGGGGCCUGGCCAGCCAUGUCUGUGUUUGGAUGGCUGGUCAAGCUCCUCCUUCCUGCACCUGACCAGCUCAGCUCCUUCCCUGACUCUAGCUGGGGAUGGGCCAGGCUGGUCAGACACAAUUGAAACAGGUAAAAUAUAUGCACCAGGAUUCCUUUUUGAGGACCCCCUCUCUCUGGGGCUCUCAGGUUCUCAAUUGCCAAAAUACCCCAGUGCCUUCUAAAGGUGUCGCCCCUUCUAGGGUUAUUGUAAUUGGAUUGGGGUCCUUCUGAAGAUGAAAUUUCAGGCACUCUGAUAGACAUGUUAGAGAAGAUAGUAUAGAUGACUAUUCUCAGCACUUUGGAGACCCCUGUACAACCCAUGGUCACAGUUGCUCCUAGAGGGAGGGGCCUAGGCCUCUGUCAGGGCAGAAACCAACAGAUUCCUCCUUGCUGUUCAGUGCUGAAGGAAGAGGUCAUUUUAAUUUAUUAAUUGCUUUGAGUAAGAGGGUAUAGUGGGGCCUGUCUGCCCAACUGGUGGUAACCCUGGUGGUUGCUGUUUCCCUCCCCUGUGCUAUUGACUAGAGGAUCUUCGUGGCCAAGGAGCUGCUACAGCCUGGGGUGGGGUCAUGCCCUCCUCUCCUUUGGCCCCCUGCUCAUUUUCCAGGGGGAAGGAUACAGCAGGGAUGCGCUGGAGGUGACUGAUCCCGUCUGGAGAGGGAGGCAAGCCCUGUUGACACAGGUCUUUCCUAAGGCCACAAGGUUUAGGCUGGUGGCCCAGGACCAUCAUGCUACCUUAAUAAAGAUUCUGGAAUAAAA
Molecule: messenger RNA, 2083 nt
Organism: Cynocephalus volans (Philippine flying lemur)
Lineage: Eukaryota; Metazoa; Chordata; Mammalia; Dermoptera; Cynocephalidae
Gene: CCND3
Product: cyclin D3
Exons: 6
Coding region: 427-1152 (241 amino acids)
Biological process (GO): mitotic cell cycle phase transition; regulation of cyclin-dependent protein serine/threonine kinase activity
Cellular component (GO): cyclin-dependent protein kinase holoenzyme complex; nucleus; cytoplasm
Molecular function (GO): cyclin-dependent protein serine/threonine kinase regulator activity
Source: RefSeq, a predicted model, not a curated record